Messenger RNA from Aedes aegypti (yellow fever mosquito), 6448 nucleotides. RefSeq names its product ATP-binding cassette sub-family C member Sur (gene Sur). Bases 33 to 6338 code for a protein of 2101 amino acids. Gene Ontology annotation, cellular component: membrane. The record is from RefSeq and is a predicted model, not a curated record. Gene Ontology annotation, biological process: transmembrane transport. Gene Ontology annotation, molecular function: ATP binding; ABC-type transporter activity; ATP hydrolysis activity. The transcript has 25 exons. NCBI's taxonomy places the organism in Eukaryota, Metazoa, Arthropoda, Insecta, Diptera, Culicidae.
ACUCUUCCGGUCGACGGCACAUAUCGUUGAUAAUGUCAAAAGAUACGGCGACAGCGCCGAUGACGGGUAAGGGCCACAAGUCCUCUUCGGUGCCGUUCCUGUCACGGAUCACUUUCUGGUGGAUAACACCGCUGCUUUGGCGGGGCUUCGUCGAGCCACUGGAGCUGGAAAAUCUUGGAAAACUCCCCGAUGGGGACACCAGUCGGUUCCAUUACGAUCAGUUUCUAUCCAUUUAUCAGCGCUUCAAGACUUCGACCCACGCCCUCUGGCGCUGUUACGUGUUCAACUGCUGGCAAAUGUUUCUGGCUGGUGGCGUUUUUAAGCUGCUGGGCGAUCUAUGUGCUCUGGUGGGACCACUUUGCAUAUCCAAUAUCGUCGAUUACAUCGCAAAACCCGUGACAUCUUCAUCGUUGACAUUGACCGUUGGCAGAGGGGGCGGAGAAGGACCGGGAAACGGUGUAAUUCCAAAGGAUGACUCUUCGUUACCGGCGGAGUUUAAUCUUGGGAAUCAAUCACUUUUGACAGAUGGCACCACCAUACUGGGUGAGAAGGUUCAAUUGGGUCCUCUGACCUGGAGCGAAUUGCUAGCCAAUGGAUGGUUUGUCGCAGUGGUGGUCCUGGUGGCCUCGUUAGCGCAAGGAACCUUUUCCCAGGCGAGCACCCAUAUUAUGGAUAUGGAGGGCAUCAAGCUCAAAAAUGCCCUACAGGGAUUAGUGUAUAGGAAAACUUUGCUGCUCAGUACAAGCUGUUUCUAUUCCGACGGCGCCCGCGAAUCACGAAAAGUUUCUGACCAGAACACCGCCGAUGAUGGAAAGGUGGCUUCGAAUACUAAUAAAGGCGAGAUUGAUGAUUCAACAAGCGGUGGAAGCCAGCAAGGACCCAACCGCAUCUCCCAUUCCGUGCCUCCUGAAAUCGAUACCAACAUGUAUCGUACCGCUGACGUAAAUCUGCCUGAUACUGACAUCGAUACCAAGGACAGCAGCAGCGGGAAUGCUUUUGCACCCGAAACAGAUGUUUCUACCGCAACACCGCCGGUAUCGGCACCGGAAUCGACGCUAUUCAUCCAGCACCGACAGGAGGAGAAACAGCGCACAACGGAAAAGACCAAAGAACCAAAGAUAAAACAUGAAAUACCUGAUGCCAUCGAUGAUACCGAUGAUCAGCAACAGUUUGACAGUGCCUCUGGUGCAUCGCAGCAUCGUCCUUGCUGGGCAUCGGCGUCAAGGAUGCGUAAGCGUGAUCUAUUUCUAGGCUGCAUCGGAAAGCAGGCGAAUGCCGUUGCAUCGGAAGCCGCAAACCAAAAACAGGAACAACCAGAACAGGACGACGGAAAACGGAAGAACUCGGCGAGGCAUCCCGGCAAGGGAGCUCCGGAUAAUCGACAGGGUUGUGGUGGCAGCGAUGGUGGUAAUUCUGCAGCGACCACCGAUGCCGGUACCAUAACAAAUUUAAUGUCCGAUGAUGCCUUUAACGUGAUGGCAUUCGUGAAGAUUGCACAUUACGUGUGGGCUAUCCCGCUGAAGAUUGGCGUAGUGAUGUACCUUCUCUAUCGCUUGCUGGGUGUCAGCACCAUUAUUGGAUCUUUCGUAUGCAUCAUCACGAUGACUCCUCUGCAAUUUGUAAUUGGAAAAUAUAUGUCGGCCAACUCAAAGAAAACCUCGGAAUGUACGGACGAGCGGCUCAGACGGAUCAAUGAAGUAUUGCUGGGAAUAAAAUUAAUUAAACUCAGUGCCUGGGAGGGGGUGUUCCGGGAGAAGAUUUCCAAAGCCCGUCGGAAGGAGCUUAAGCAUCUGGACUGGGACUCGUGCUAUUGGACAAUGAUGAUGCUGCUCACGCAUAUAUCCUCGGUGUUGAUAACGUUCGUGACGGUGGCCGUUUUCAUCCACUUGGAGCACGGCGGAAGUUCGGCGGAGUCUUCAGCCGGAGACGGAAGGAUCGAAUUUACCGCUGCCCGUUUGUUUGCUUCGUUGGCACUGUUUAACCAACUGACGGUGCCACUGUUUAUCUUUCCAAUCACGAUUCCGAUUAUCCUAUCGGCGGUGGUAAGCACCGGGCGUCUGGAGGUGUUUCUUCGCAGGCCGGAAGUACGAACGAUCCUUGCGCGGCCGUCCGGUCGUCCUUCGCUGGAUGUGGUUCGAAGGGAAAGCAGCGGGAGGCGAAAUUUGAACCGGAGGGGCAAACAACCACUACUGGGCAAAGUUGCCGUAAUCCGCGACCGGGAGGAUAAUGGUGAUGAGAGCUUUGCGAAGGAUGUGGUGCUCGACGAGGAGGAGGAGGUGGUGGAGGAGGAGGAAGAAGACACCAAAUGGGAGCAGGAAGGUGCUAUGCACUUCGAGUGCUUUGAUCUACCGGAAUGUGCAACCAUCCAGUCAGAAACUCCAAAAGCUGACAACGAGUGUUCGGAAUCAUCGGAAUGGGAAAGUGAGAUUGAGCCAGAUGAGCAAUUACGGGGAACUGAAACUUUCCCCGGCAUGGAUGGCACAGUGUCAACAGGUAAAACGGCAUUCAGAUACACCGGUGUCCCUUCUGCAAGGCGAAGUGAAAAUUCACAGACGAUUAUCGAUGACACUGAUGAUAGCUCUGAAAUGAACCGCAGAAUGAAUUCACAAACGAAGGUUCCCCGAACGAAUAAAAGCCAAUUGUUUACCUGUCCACGAUUGAGGGAAAAACGCUUACGACGAAAAUCGCAUCAUGCCGAGUUGACAAGGAAUGAUGAUGAGAGAUACGAGCCGGUUCCGAAAAACGACGACGGUGCAGAGGAACCCAAUAAUUGUGCUCCGGUUGUUAUCGUGCGUGAUGGCCACUUCCAGUGGGGUUGCAAUAAUGACCGAAGUGAAAAUUCCCAGAACUCUGGAAGUGUCCUUGUAGUUAACCAGCUUAGUAUUCCCAAAGGAAAACUCACCGUUGUGGUAGGCCGCAGUGGCAGUGGUAAAUCAUCAUUACUGGCAGCUUUAUUGAGGGAAAUAAAUCAUCUGUCCGGAGAAGUAAUUUGGAGUCAAUAUUCAACAAUUGCCUACGUCCCCCAACGGCCCUGGCUUCUGAAUGCCAACGUGCGAGAAAACAUCCUGUUUGGUGAGCCUUUUCGGCCAAAACGCUACAACCGGGUGCUGAAAGCCUGCGCACUCAAGCCCGAUAUCGAACUGAUGCCGGAUGGCGAUAUGAGCGAGAUUGGCGAACGGGGAAUUAAGCUGUCCGGAGGUCAACGCCAGCGGAUCGUGAUUGCCAGGGCACUCUACUCGCCGGCCUGCGUGGUCAUUAUGGACGAUCCACUUUCAUCGCUGGACAACGAGGUCGCCAAGUUUGUGUUUGACCAUGGGAUUCGCCGGAUGCUGACCCGGCAAAGGCGAACCGUCGUGAUGGUGACACAGAUGUUGCAGCUGGUGUACAGCGCGGACAAUAUAAUUGCAGUGGAGGCCUUCGCCGUGGAAGCAACAGGUACAUUAUCGGAAAUCGAAAACAAUUACUCACACAUUCUGCAGAAGUGGGAUGCAAUUAUCGCCAAGGAGCAGCAGUCCAAGGAGACGCAAUUAAGUCCGGGGAGAACAGCUCGGGAGCGAUGGAAGUUGUUCAAAAAUGUGUCACGAAUAAGUUUCUUGAGAAGUCAUGCCACUGAGGAGUUCUAUGAGCCUCCGGACGCGCCACUGCUUUAUCGACCGAGUGCUAAGCAGCGCCACAGCUCCAGCAGCUUAUUUGGAUCACGUUUUCACACACACGAUUUGCCACUUCCCAUCGAUGAGUGCUGCCACGGUGAGAAUGUCCAACUGCGACGUCACUACUCGAAACGGUACCGGAGUGGUGGUGGUGAAAGUAAUCGAGUGGUCCGGGGGUUCAGCGAUGGAGUUGCAACAGCGGCAGCCGCAGCGAAGGACAACUCCCAAUCGGCGGAGCGUGAUGCAUUAGGCAACAAUAUCGUUCGAUCCCGGUCUCUCCAAACAAAGCGGGGCAUUUACAGUCCCAACCAUACUGUCGAUGGUCGAUUGCUCCCAGCAUGCAGCGCCCAUCCACCGCAGUCACCCACCGAACUGGACCAUCCUAGUCCAUUGGAACCAACCUCAGCGGUUACAGCCAGCGACAAACCUAGCAGCGAAAGAUUCCGUUACUCCGACACUUGUGAAGAUUUGCACAAAUUUGGCUUUCGGCAAUUUCUCCGAAGAAUGAGCACCAUCGGACGUGCUCGCCAUCGACAUCGUCAUCGGUGGCGGCGAUCUUGCUCUCCUACCAGGGAAUUAUCCACCGCCAUCGGCUCCGUGAAGAGUCCAGCAAAGAAAACUGAUGCCGACCUCGAAAGAAGUUUAUCACAGCCCAAUCAAUCGCUCCAUGGAAUGCACAAUUCUCUGAAGAGGCUCUUCUCGAAUAUUUCACGAUACAGUGAGGAAACGGAUGAUGAUGACUGGGAAGAACUCAACAAUGGCGAGCAAGUCUCCAAUCGGCUGAUCUACGACGAGGAGCGCAAAUAUGGAAAGAUUCCAGCUCGGAUAUAUUGGCUGUACUUGAAGUCAUGCGGAAUGGACAUUGUGACCACGUUCUUCCUUAGUGCCCUGGCCCAGCAAGGGCUCCGAGUGUACACUGAUUUCUGGCUACAGAGCUGGACCGAACGGACCCAACAGCAAUCGUUCGACAACCGGAAUAGGGUUGAUCCGGCAGAAGUUGACUAUAACUUCCGGGUGUAUGCAGUACUGUCGGUCAUCUGCAUUCUUCUGUCUGUGGUGUGUUUCCCUGCUGGGCAGAAAGCAGGAAGCAAUGCCCGAAGGCGACUACACCAGCAGUUGAUUGGAGCGGUUCUUAAAAAUCCGAUCCAUUUCUUCCAAACUGUUCCACUUGGGCGUAUCAUGAAUAGGUUGAGCAUAGACGUCUCCGUAGUGGACAAGAAAAUCGCUGCAACAAGUCAAAAGCUGCUGCAGUUUAUCCUACUGUGCCUUUGUGCCGUGCUCAUAAAUAGUGUCGUAACGCCGUAUUUCAUCCUGUUAACAAUACCAAUUUGUGGCAUUUACUACGUCGUGCAGAAGUUUUACCGGUGCUCCUCCAGAGAACUCCAACGCAUCGAAAGCAUCACCUACUCGCCUAUCAUUUCGCACUUCUCGGAAACAAUCGACGGUGUGACAACGAUUCGUGCCUACCAGCAGGAGUCGCGUUUCACCGAUACCUUGUUCCAUCGCAUGGAAGCCAAUAACGUUGCCCAGGUCAUCCUGAACUGUAGCAACCGAUGGCUGGGAAUUGCUCUCGAUUACCUGGGGGCAUUAAUUGUGUUCAUUGCCGUUCUGAGUGCACUGAUAACGGCGAGCUUGAGUCCGGAAUCGACAAGUUCGUCCCUUAUUGGGCUGGCCAUCAACUAUGCAUUGUGGGUUCCAAUCUACCUGAACUGGGUCGUCAAACUGGCUGCCGAGAUGGAGAUGUACAUCGGAGCAGUUGAACGGAUACAGUUCUAUAUAGAAAGUAGCCAGGAGCGAAUCAGAGAGAAAAACAAACGGAAAUACAAACCUGUUCCGAUAUCAUGGCCCCAGAAGGGAGACAUCGUGUUUGAGAACGUUUCGCUUCGAUAUGAGAGUCAAAAGGACAACGUAAUCACAAACUUGAAUUUGACUAUCCCGGCUGGACAGAGGAUUGGCAUAUGCGGUCGAACCGGCAGCGGCAAAUCCUCGCUGGCCCUGGCACUGUUCGGCGUGCUGGAAAUCGUCGGUGGGCGGAUAUUGAUCGACGACGUGGACAUCGGUACCAUUCACAGCGAUGAAUUACGCUGUCGACUCUCCAUCAUUCCGCAGGAUGCGAUGCUGUUCGGGGGAACAUUGCGGGAAAAUCUGGACCCACGGGGGCACUUUAGCGACUUGGACCUGUGGAACAGUCUGGAGAUGGCACAGCUGAAGGACGUCGUGGUGGCACUGCCGGACGGAUUGGAUACCAGGCUGGGCGAAGAAUCGUCCACUUUCAGUGCUGGCCAGCGGCAAUUGUUCUGCCUGGCACGGUCCGUCCUGCGAGGGUCAGUUUGCUUGGUGCUGGAUGAGGCUACAUCUUCCCUCGAUACGGAAACGGAGAAACUGGUCCUGGAUGCUGCUGGGAAAGCCUUCAAAGGAAGAACGGUGCUCACGAUUGCGCAUCGAUUACACUCGUUGUUCGAUUACGACCGGGUCAUCGUUCUGGAGCAUGGCAAGAUCAUCGAAGACGGUUGUCCCCGGAUACUACGGAGAAAGGUAGACUCCAAGUUUGCUACCAUGCUGAAGGCCUCUUCAAUCGAGAAUCGCAAACAGCCGUUGGGACCGAAACCUGAGCAGAAGCGACAGCACAAAUCUUUUAUCGAAGAAAAAGGGGAAACGCAGUGCGAUGAGGGAGAAACAAGUGUUUAGUUGGAUCAAUGGGUUAUACUCGGAACAUGUGCCUGGAUUAGACCUAUUCAUAUUUUCAAAAAUGUCUAGAAACUCCCCAGUCAACCAAUACUUUCAUUUUCCAUUGCGUA